GCAUCACAAACGCCAAGUCUCAUCUACUGAAUCGAGACCACUUCAGCACAGGCCAGUCUAAUGAUCAAAGAAAUAUCUCCUUGACAGGCUUUGGGGCACCUCUCUACCCUGGAAGCCACCACGUACAAGUCGGCUGGAAGGAGCUGCAGAGCGAUGAAUGCUACAUGCUGUCCUUCCUGGGAAGGGCAGGGAAACUGAGCCUGUGGACGGAAGCAGGCGGGAAGGGCAAAACCAGCAAGCUGCCGAGGCGGCCUUUGGAGCAGUCUCUGGCUGCAGAUCCAAGGCUCAGCCCUGGAUCCGGCUGUAGAUCCAGCAGACCUCGGCAGGAACUUUCGAGCGAGCGCUGCGGGGAGGCCGGUGCUCCCAGGGGAGGAGCCGCGGGGGCCCGAGGUGGUACUGGCAGAAGGAAAAGAGAGAGCCCUAUGUGAAAUUUAUGGAGGCCAAUUACCCACCUGGCUUCCGUUAUGAAGAUUUUGGGCCACUGUUUACAGCAGAAUUCUUUGAUCCUAACCAGUGGGCAGAUAUUCUGAAGGCUUCGGGUGCAAAAUAUGUUGUCUUAACUUCAAAACAUCAUGAAGGCUUUACUUUGUGGGGGUCCAAAUAUUCUUGGAACUGGAAUGCUGUUGAUGUGGGACCGAAGCGGGAUCUUGUUGCUGAACUAGCAGCAUCUGUUAGAAACAGGACUGACUUGCAUUUCGGGUUAUACCAUUCCCUGUUUGAAUGGUUUAAUCCUCUCUUCCUUGAGGAUGCCACCAAUGUCUUUAAGACAAGAAAGUUUCCAACCAGUAAAUCAUUACCAGAACUCUAUGAAAUUGUGACCAAGUACCAGCCAGAAAUAAUUUGGUCUGAUGGGAAUGGAAAUGCUCCAGAUACUUACUGGAACAGCACUGGUUUCUUGGCUUGGCUGUAUAAUGACAGCCCAGUCCGAGACACAGUUGUAACCAAUGACCGCUGGGGAGUUGGCAGCAUCUGUACCCACGGCGGCUACUACACCUGCAGUGACCGGUACAACCCCGGUCACCUCCUGCCUCACAAGUGGGAGAACUGUAUGACCAUCGACAGGAGGUCCUGGGGGUACCGCAGGGAUGCGCAGCUCAGCGACUACCUCACCAUCGAGGACUUGGUGAAGCAACUUGUAGAAACAGUGGCUUGUGGGGGAAAUCUCUUGAUGAAUAUCGGGCCCACUCACGAUGGUCGCAUCGCUGUUAUAUUCGAGGAGCGCCUGAGGCAGAUGGGUGCUUGGCUGGAGGUCAAUGGAGAGGCCAUCUAUGGAACAAAACCAUGGAGAGCACAGAACGACUCGGUCACACCAGAAGUGUGGUACACUUUCAGCCCUAAAGAAGGGACAGUCAGUGCUGUCUUCCUGAACUGGCCAGUCUCUGGGAUUCUGGAACUUGGUGAGCCACAGGCUAAGCUUGGAGAAACACAGGUAAAGCUGGCUGGCUACAAGGAACUGCUGAAAUGGGUUGCACUGGGAGAAAAGGGACUGAUUGUAGCUCUACCUCAAUUAACUCCUAAGCAAUUGCCGUGCCAGUGGGGCUGGACUUUACAACUGACUGCCAUAAAAUGAGCCAUACUCUGCUGGAGCCCUGGCUAGCAGGGAAUGCUGAUGUUUUGCUGUUUCUCAUCACUGGUUUUGAACUUACUUGCCUGUAAAAACACCAAUAAAUUCACUUUUUUUAUGAAA
Chiroxiphia lanceolata (lance-tailed manakin) is the source of this 1687-nucleotide messenger RNA. It is a transcript of the gene FUCA2, whose product is annotated as alpha-L-fucosidase 2. The record is from RefSeq and is a predicted model, not a curated record. Gene Ontology annotation, cellular component: lysosome. Lineage: Eukaryota; Metazoa; Chordata; Aves; Passeriformes; Pipridae. Bases 434 to 1570 code for a protein of 378 amino acids. The transcript is spliced from 7 exons. Gene Ontology annotation, molecular function: alpha-L-fucosidase activity. Gene Ontology annotation, biological process: glycoside catabolic process; fucose metabolic process.